GUAGGAAACGUCCACGACUAGGGCAAGUUCCCUCGGCUUUCACCCUCCAACUGGCUUGCAGUUCCUGCGCGCGCGUGCAGUUUAUCUCCCUCGUCGAUUCCUUGCUAUACGAAAAACCUAAUGAACUCCCUGUCAAAAACCAACUAAAGUUAACUCUCGGCUUUCUUCUCUUCGUUCCCAUCUCUGCGAUUAACUAUCUUCAACUCGUACGAAAUAAUUACUGAUCAAAUCGUCUCUUCCUAAUCUGUGUUUUUGUGAAAGAUGCAAUUGUACGACGGGAAUUUCGAGCUGAAGGAGAUUCAGAAACUCGAAGGCCACACUGAUAGGGUUUGGAGUCUCGCGUGGAAACCGGCCACCGGAGUUGGCGGUAUACCUCCUGUUUUUGCUUCUUGUAGUGGCGACAAGACCGUUCGAAUCUGGGAGCAGGAUCCCUCCACUCGGUCCUGGGACUGCAAGGAAGUUUUGGAAGAAACACACACUAGAACUGUUCGUUCAUGUGCUUGGUCACCAUCAGGCAACCUGUUGGCCACUGCAAGCUUUGAUGCCACCACUGCUAUUUGGGAAAACGUUGGAGGUGAUUACGAAUGCAUUGCCACCUUAGAGGGACAUGAAAAUGAAGUUAAAAAUGUGUCUUGGAAUGCUUCUGGAUCUCUGCUUGCUACUUGUAGUCGAGAUAAAUCUGUUUGGAUUUGGGAAGUGAUGCCUGGGAAUGAAUUUGAGUGUGCUUCAGUGUUGCAAGGACAUACACAAGACGUGAAAAUGGUCCAAUGGCAUCCAACAGUGGAUGUUUUAUUUUCUUGUAGCUAUGACAACACUGUUAAGGUCUGGGCAGAGGAUGGUGAUGGUGAUUGGAGCUGCGUUCAAACUUUAGGUGAAUCCAACAAUGGUCACUCUUCUACUGUUUGGGCACUUUCUUUUAAUGCUGGUGGAGACAAACUGGUUACCUGUAGUGAUGAUCUUACUUUGAAGAUAUGGGAAACAGAUAUCGUAGCAAUGCAAUCUGGUGACAGCUAUGCACCUUGGAAUCAUCUUUGCACUCUCUCAGGCUACCAUGAUCGAACAAUCUUCUCAGUUCACUGGUCAAGGGAAGGUAUUAUAGCCACUGGAGCAGCUGAUGAUGGCAUACGAUUUUUUGUGGAGAGCAAAGAUGAUUUGGUUGAUGGACCUUUAUAUAAGUUGCUAUCGAAGAAAGAGAAGGCCCAUAACAUGGAUGUAAACUCAGUUCAGUGGGGCCCUGGGGAAAAUCGUCUACUUGCUUCUGCUAGCGAUGAUGGUACAAUCAAGAUAUGGGAGCUGGCACAAUUAAACUAAUUCAAUUUUUAUUUACCAUUUUCAAUACCAUUUUUUAUGAUGUGUAUUAUUUCAUAACAUUGUAAAAUGCCAUUCUGAAUCGGGUGCGGUUGCAGUUCUGUAAAAUAAAAUAAAUUAUUUUGUGCUUUAGGCACCUGUGGCAAUGACUGGAGAGAAGGUUAUAAUUUUUGGUUUAUGGAUAAAUGCUGGGUAUCAAUUUUUACCUUGAAACUUUAUCUUGAUUCUCA
This is a messenger RNA of Tripterygium wilfordii, 1538 nucleotides long. RefSeq names its product protein CIA1-like. Lineage: Eukaryota; Viridiplantae; Streptophyta; Magnoliopsida; Celastrales; Celastraceae. The transcript has 10 exons. The record is from RefSeq and is a predicted model, not a curated record. Gene Ontology annotation, biological process: iron-sulfur cluster assembly. Gene Ontology annotation, molecular function: protein binding. The coding region runs from base 262 to 1311 and encodes 349 amino acids. Gene Ontology annotation, cellular component: cytosolic [4Fe-4S] assembly targeting complex.